This is a messenger RNA of Chenopodium quinoa (quinoa), 315 nucleotides long. RefSeq lists its product as uncharacterized. Bases 1 to 315 code for a protein of 104 amino acids. NCBI's taxonomy places the organism in Eukaryota, Viridiplantae, Streptophyta, Magnoliopsida, Caryophyllales, Amaranthaceae. The transcript has a single exon. The record is from RefSeq and is a predicted model, not a curated record.
AUGGGUAUGCUUGACACCAAACCGACACCUACUCCUAUGGUCACCACACAACAUUUGACCGCCAACUCGGGUGUUGUCUUAGAAGAACCGAAGGAUUAUAGAGCAGCUGUUGGAGGUCUCCAAUAUCUUACUCUAACCCGGCCAGAUGUUGCGUACACAAUUAACAGGCUAUCACAAUUUAUGCAUCGCCCCACCUCGGAUCAUUGGUUAGCUCUUAAACGCCUUAUGAGAUACUUAAGUGGUACACUUGAUAAAGGGAUUAACAUAUAUCGUGAUUCACCACCUACUUUGCAUGCCUUUUCCGAUGUGGAUUAG